AUUUUUGAUGAGCUGCAUGUUUCCUUGUGCAUAUCUUGUGCUUAGAGAGCAAAGUGGACAUACUCUCGCUGUCUCCAAGGGUCAUUUGGUAGAGUCCGAGUUGAGAGUCUGUUGGAUUCAUUUGGAUUGUCGGAAGAGGAUAUGGUAGUGAAGGGAGGGGAAAACAACGCAGCUGGGAUUGGGAGGAAAGCAAUUUAAGCUAUUAAGCCUAUCCAAACACAGGGCAGGAAUCACUCUUUUCCUGCUGAUGCUUUCUACAGAAGAAUUUCUUUCAAGCAACACUGUUUUCUGUGGGUCUGUCUUCGGAACAGCUUUGAGAAAAGCCUGCUGCUCAUUACAAGACACAGUUUGGAAAGAGAAGGGGAAACAAAAUGCUUCAUUGCACUGCAGUGUUGAUUGUGUUCUUGGAAGUCAUACGCAGAAGGAAAGUAAACUGUAAAAACUGACAAGCUCAACGGAUCUAGCCGAGCCUUUCUUUUUAGCUUGGUGUUUGCUUCGUCGUUGGAGGAAGAUUUGCCUCCACUGUAAGUGCCCCCAGGAGGAGCAUAUUGUGACAGUGAUGCCUUUGGAGAUGGAGAAGACUGUCAGCAAACUCAUGUUUGACUUCCAGAGGAAUUCCGCAUCAGACGAUGACUCGGGCUGUGCCCUGGAAGAGUAUGCUUGGGUUCCACCUGGUUUAAAGCCAGAGCAGGUUCACCAGUAUUAUAGCUGUCUUCCAGAAGAGAAGGUGCCCUAUGUAAAUAGUCCCGGAGAGAAAUUAAGAAUAAAACAGCUUCUACACCAGCUACCACCACAUGACAAUGAGGUUCGAUACUGUAAUUCACUGGAUGAGGAAGAAAAGAGGGAGCUGAAACUUUUCAGCAAUCAAAGAAAACGAGAGAAUUUAGGCCGAGGAAAUGUCAGGCCUUUCCCCGUAACAAUGACUGGAGCCAUUUGCGAACAGUGCGGAGGCCAGAUUAAUGGAGGAGAUAUAGCUGUGUUUGCAUCCAGAGCAGGACAUGGCAUUUGCUGGCAUCCACCAUGCUUCAUGUGCACAGUCUGUAAUGAAUUGCUGGUCGACCUUAUAUACUUCUACCAAGAUGGGAAAAUCUAUUGUGGCAGACACCAUGCCGAAUGCCUGAAACCUCGAUGUGCAGCAUGCGAUGAGAUCAUUUUUGCAGAUGAGUGCACGGAAGCUGAAGGAAGACACUGGCAUAUGAAACACUUCUGCUGCUUUGAAUGUGAAACAGUGCUAGGAGGGCAGAGGUACAUCAUGAAGGAAGGAAGGCCUUACUGUUGCAACUGCUUUGAAUCCUUGUACGCUGAAUAUUGUGACACCUGUGCCCAGCACAUCGGCAUUGACCAGGGCCAGAUGACUUAUGAUGGCCAACACUGGCAUGCGACCGAAACCUGUUUCUGCUGUGCUCAUUGCAAGAAAUCUUUGCUCGGGCGCCCUUUCCUACCAAAACAAGGUCAGAUCUUCUGCUCCCGAGCCUGCAGUGCAGGAGAGGAUCCCAACGGCUCCGACUCAUCCGAUUCAGCAUUCCAGAACGCCAGGGCCAAAGAAUCCCGGCGUAGUGCCAAGAUUGGCAAGAACAAAGGCAAAGCAGAAGAGGCCAUGCUCAACCCAUGUGGCCAGCUGCAGGUGACAUCCAAUCGCCUCUCAGCUGAUGUAGAUCCACUGUCACUGCAGAUGGAUUUGCUCAGCCUGUCAAGCCAGACACCCAGCCUCAACAGGGACCACAUAUGGAGAAGCCGAGAUGAGCUUUACCAUUACGGCAAUAAAAUGGAACAAAGUCAGUCACAGAGCCCCUUGCAGCUCCUCAGCCAGUGUAACAUCAGAACGUCCUAUAGCCCUGGGCAGGUGGCAGGGGCUCAGCCAGAUUUAUGGGGAAAGCAUUUUGGUAAUCCAAAGAGAAGCUCGUCUUUGGCGUUGAAAGGGCAUAGUGGUAGCUUCAUUAAGGAAUGCAGGGAAGAUUAUUACCCAGGAAGACUUAGAUCCCAGGAGAGCUAUAGUGAUAUGUCCAAUCAGAGCUUUAAUGAGGCAAGAGGCAGUAUUAAAGUCCCAAAAUAUGAUGAAGAAGAGGGGGAAAGUGGCAUGCCGACUCAGCAGUGUCGAACCAGGCACCCUAUCAAUGCACUUAAAUUCACUGAGGAUCUGACUCCUACUGAACAAACCCCCCGGGGCUCAAUGGAGUCGCUGGCCCUUUCCAAUGCAACAGGACUCUCCGCUGAUGGUGGUGCCAAACGCCAGGAACACCUGUCCCGAUUUUCAAUGCCUGACCUGAGCAAAGACUCUGGGAUGAAUGUCUCGGAGAAAAUGAGUAACAUGGGAACUCUCAAUUCCUCCAUGCAGUUUCGAAGUGCAGAGUCUGUUCGCAGUUUACUCUCUGCGCAACAGUACCAAGACAUGGAGGGCAACCUCCACCAGCUGGCUAAUCCUAUUGGGUACCGAGACCUGCAAUCCCAUGGAAGAAUGCACCAGAGCUUUGACUUUGAAGGGGGGAUGGGAGGCAGCAAGCUGCCCGGGCAGGAAGGGGUCAGGCUUCCACCAAUGAGUGAACGUACCCGGCGACGAACUAGCAGCCGCGAUGACAACCGCCGUUUCCGCCCUCACCGGUCCAGACGCUCCCGGCGUUCUCGCUCAGACAAUGCUCUCCAUCUAGCCAGUGAACGAGAGGCUCUCUGUCGGUUGAAAGAGAGACCUGCCCUGAGAGCCAGAGAGGACUAUGACCAAUUCAUGCGCCAGAGAAGCUGCCAAGAGCCCAUGGAGCCGGGCCCGCGAAGAGAGCUUUACAGCCAGUGCCCACGGACUGUGUCGGACCUGGCUUUGCAGAAUGCCUUUGGGGAGAGAUGGAGGCCCUAUUUUGCUGAGUAUGACUGGUGCUCCACUUGUUCCUCCUCUUCUGAAUCUGACAACGAGGGUUAUUUCCUAGGAGAACCCAUCCCACAGCCAGCUCGCCUGCGCUAUGUCACCAGCGAGGAGCUGCUGCACAAAUACGGCUCGUAUGGUGUCCCCAAGUCUUCUACGUUAGGGGGCAGAGGACAGCUACACAGCAGGAAAAGACAAAAGAGCAAAAAUUGUAUCAUAUCCUAAUCACUUGGGGCAAGUGUGUGCUGGGAAUGUACAUUCAUAAACUUGCACUGUUUUUGAUUUUAGAGUGCUUUUUUUAAACAAAAAGCCUUGACGAUUGAGAUGGAGGCAAGUUUACAGAUUAGUUUCUAUAUGUACUCGUACUUCUUGGCAUGGUGGGGUUUUUUUGUUUUUGUUUGUUUGUUUGCACAUCUCACUUUGGAAACACUUUAAACCGUGAUAUUAUUUAGAUUGUUCUGGUCCUUCCACCUCCUUCCAUCAGAUCCAUGUUUAGCUACCACUCUCUUCCACUAUAACUGUUUGCUGCUCACAUACACUCUUCUGUUCUCUCAUUUUCAUUUACUCCUUUUCAGUAAGUACUUUGUUUAAGACAGUAUCCAAGACUAAGUUAUUUGCAUAUUCAUUGUAAAUGCAAUGUAAAUGAGAGUUCUGAUCAAAUAUUUUUGUAUUUUGUAAUAUCAGAGGCAUUUCUAUAUCUUAGAAAUCAGUGGGAAAUUGCAUGCACAUCCAACAUUGUCUUCAAGUAGAAUUAAAAGGUGGUUCUUCACCAUAACUUUUAAAUUCUACAUCAAACCUAUUAUGUAUCGAGACAGUUUUCAAAAGACUACAGUUUGGCUUUUUUGAGGCUGGAAAAUUAUAUAUACAUAUACACACACACACACACACACACACACAUAUAUGUGUAUACAUAAAUAUGUGUAUAUAUAUGUAUGUAAGCCUAGAUACAUAUAUUAUGCAUACACAGCAUUUUAUAAUUCAUUCAGUUUUAAGGAGCCUCAAACUUUCUGAAGUUUGCUCAUACUUUCAGUAGAAUGGAUUCUCUGUCAAGUGACAGGAGAGUUUGAAAAUUGCAAAUUAAACUUUUAGGAAUUUGAGAAACUAGCCAAUAUCAGUAAAAAAGAAGACAACCAAGUUUGACAAGGAAUGACAUCUCUACAGAGAACCUUGAAAUUGCUUAUCUUUGAGCUAUUACUUGGGGACAUUAAAAAUGUAAAUGGUGCAAUUGUGUGGUGUCAGCAUGAUGUUGUUUUGAGUAUGGAAUUGUUUUUUGGUGCUGUUGUUUCCCGGAUUAUGUUAUCUGCUUUCCUUUCCUGAGGCAGCGGGAAUGCUGCCUUAGACCAAGAACCUAUUUACCUUAAAGCGAAGGAGUAAUUGGAACUAAUGCAAACGAAAAGCAUCACAUGAAGUGUGGCUCAUUUCGGAAUUCAUUUCUUUCGUGCUUUAAACCAAUGGGUCAGUACACUGCAGGUAGUCGGGCCUCAGAGAAAGGGGCAGGGGGCUGAGGGGAUGACGUGGGGAGAGAGAAGAGCUUUCACCACUUAUCUACAGUCAAAUGAGAUGUGGCUCCAUGAGGUGCCUGCACAGUUUACUGGGGUGAAGGAAAAUGGCUGUGUCAGUUCACCCUUGCCCUGUAGACAGUUCUGAAUAUAGGAAAUUUCAGAGCCAUUGUAUGUAGAGCACAGAAUAAGGCUAAGAAGAGUGUGUUGAUUCCACUUGCAUUGAAAGAAGUCUCAAUGUAAAAGCAGGAUUUCCAGGUAGAAUACUUGGAAUGUUGACCCAAGGGAAACAAGACCAAAAGGUGUGUCUCUGCUAAAAACAGACCAGCUGUGGUGGUGCUGUUUUAUUGAAAUCGAUUUUCUGCUUUGAUUCUUUUUAAACUGAAGUCCAGUGAAAUACCUAUCAUUUGUCUUUCCCCACCUUUUUCCCCUACCUCCUAAAAAAAACAAAAAAAACAAAAAAAAAAAAACUGUGCAGUUAAAAUAAUCCAGCUGAGGACCAACAUUUUAUUGAACUAUACCGUAAGUGUAAUAUGUGUAGUAUCUAACUGGUAAUCUGCCAUGUUGAGGUGAAUGUGGUUACUUUUCAGUAUAAUGCAUUCGUUUUCUAGUAUUUUUAUUAAGCGAAAGUGAGACAUGGAUUUUCAGACACCAUCCAAAAAUGGGUCUGCAAAAAAGAAGGCUAAAGAACCGCUGCUUUAAAGUACAUAUAUGGCACUCAAUGCAGGAUAUAUGAAAUAAUUUGCUUUUUGGGUAUAAAUAUAACAUUUAACUCAUUGUCAUUGAUUUAAAAAAUUCAGAUGUUGGUUGUGGCAGUUUUCUGCAUGCUAUGUUUCAUAUUUAAGCGCUUCAUUAAUUAUCUGAGCCUCUGGAAAAUUCAAUGUUAUGUUUGUAUAGUAAGUUUGUAAACUGCUUGGCAAACUGAUUAAGAAAUAAUGUGCACACCACUCUAGUAAGUGGAUGAUUUCUGAUUAGAUGAAAAGACUUUGGAGUUCUGACCUAGUUAAUGGAAAUGAAAAGGCAUUUUGAUGAAGUGAUUAUCACUGGAGGAGUGGAGGGAGGAAAGACAAAAUGGUGUUAGAGUUGUUCAAAUUGUGCCUCAAAUUGCCAGUACUGUGCCUCCAUUUCCAAUGAACAAUUUAUUGGAAGUUUGCAUCCAAGUAAUCCUAAAGCAUUCCUCUCUUUCCCAAAUAAAGUUUCAUCAACUAGAAGAUACAUUAGCAAACAGAUCAGUCCCACCAAAUGAAAUAAUUUCAAAUUUCAUUAGCUCAUCUAUAGGAGGUGACACCCAAAAGACCUGAAAUGAAAAUGCUGACUAAUUCUAAAGAUUUAUUGCAUUUCUCUUUUCCGGUCAAGAUUUCCCAUUUAUUCAUAAAUAGUAAGAGAUUACCUUCAGUACUUUACUAAUUCAAUGAUCAUCAGUUAUACUCACCGGCUGCACUUGGAGAAUAGGCACUGCUGUACUACUCUUUUCAUGGACCAUUUUUAUUUUGCACAGGAAGCCCAUCCCAAGAGGUGAUCCUUCCUGGGACCCUCAGGUCCUGUAGAUGCCAACUUUACUUCUCUCUUAACCAACAUUGCAAAUUUCAUCUCUGCAGAAUUGAAGAGUAAAGAUUAUCUGCUGUGGCCACAGAAUUCAGUAGAGACUGAGCUCUUUGCCAAGAGAAGUAAAUUGAACAGUUGGAAAGCAUUCAGUCUGGCAACCAAAAUAGGCACAACAGUAAGAUUACAUCUUUGAAAAACAUUUAGACUUGAUAAGGGUGAUUCUAAAGGUCCUGUACUUGAAAUAACUGGCUACUUGAAGGAUAAUUUUUGAAGAGAGAGAUUCAGGAUCAAAUUGUGCUAUAAAUGUACAUGAGAAACUUCCAGAGCAAAGGUCUUAGUUGUCUUUUAUGGCUUUGUUCUAGAAACUCUGUUUCUCAUGCAAAGGCAAGAGGCCCUCUGAUAGCAUUCAGUACACAGGGCAAAGCUGGGUAAUGCGAAUGAAGGAAGAGAAAUUAGCAGAGGGUUCCCAUAAUCCCACCCUCCCAGUGCCAGAAGAAAUCACUUUAUUGUUAGCUACACAAUUUCCAUAUCGCCAUCCACCACCUCUCCCUUCCUUAGUCCCAGUCCACAUUUACCCUCCCCAUUACUUGGUCCCUUUGCAGCUGCUCUUGCUUCCUGCCCAGUGGAAAUCUUGUGUGAUGUGUUCUGGAAAGAAAAAUGUCAACUGGUGAAGAACACCCAAUGUACUUUUCAAUCUUUCUGCCCUUGUAUUCUGCUUUUUAGUAUCUUGUGUAGGUAGUGCAUGGUUGAGUUCAAGCAAGACUCUCUUAAAGUUGGGGACUAGGUAUUCUCCAUGCUAAUCCAUCCUAAAAUAGCACACUUCUAAGCAGAAAAGCCCUGUUGGAGGGUGGCCAUGUCAGCCUACCAAAGAGAGACCAUUUUGAUUAAGAAAAAAUGGUAAUUCGUUUCUUCAGACACUUUCUUUGCCAACUUGUCUGAAGGCCAAUUAUUUGACUCUCAUGAGGCUUUUGCCUCAAAUUAAAAGUGGGGCCAUUGAGCUUUGUAUCCCCAAAUUGGGAUAGAAAUUAUCCAUUCUGUAUUAGAGCUCCUAGAGUAGGAUAUGGAUUUAGGAACUCCACCCAGGAUCCAAGUUUGAGAUCUGUGCAGGCCCCAGUCAUGAUUCCCAAACAAGCUAACUAUCAUAAUCGGGACUAAAUAAGUACCCCAAAUUGAAAAGGGUCACACAGAAAACACUCGAGGUAAUAUAGAAAGCCCCAGGGGCUCAAGACCAUCAGGGCCAAGCUAAAAAUCUGACUAACAGGUCAGACAGCAUGAGCUUUGGUCAUACGGCUGCCUUAGAGCUUGCUUGGGGAAAUGCCUGGAAACAGGGUUCCCUCUAUGAUAAGCCAAAUUAACCCUCCCUAACUUCACUUCUGGUCUUAAGUCGAGAAAUGUACUUUACUGCAUGAAGAUCUCUUCUGGCUAGGUCUCAGGGGACUAGGCAGACACAGUACACCACAGCAAGGUCAAAACCGACUGCCUUUUUUUAGCCCCAUCCCCAGAAAAACUCGACCUCACCCCCAAGAAGGAUGGAGCUUUCCCAUCAUUGGCAGAGGAGUCAGUAUCCUCCCAGAAUGUCCCAGUGGGUUCUGGAAAUUGUAAGUAAAGCUAACUCCUUUGUCCUUUGCUACAGCUGUGAUCCUGUUUGCUAACCAACUUUUGGGGAAUUAUUUUCCUAUUUUAUUCUUAAUCACUGUUCUAUUUCCAACUGGAAUUUAAGGACAAAAAUUAUCAGAAAUACUAAAGCCCCAUACAAGUUGAUUUUUAUGUUUUUCCACUAGAAACUAGAAGAAAUGUGAACCUCCAAAAAAAGAGGCCAUUUCUAUUCUACUUGGGGUUGCGGGAAGAGAAUUGGAAAUGAAGUGGAGCAGUUAUUCAAUUGUCAGAUCGCAAAAUGCUAAAUUACUAUUGAGAAAAUUUACGAGAAAAUUAAUUACUCAACUCUCCACUUCACUUUGCCUGGCUUAAUGCAGGAAGGAAAAUCUGGAAUUUAAGAUUGCCAUCAACACUUUCAAUGGCUUAGAAUAAGUUGUGAAAGGGAUUAAAAUUUGGGGAAACUAAUGCCAAAUGUUUCAGUUUCCUUAUUCACUAAAUACAAUGUGGUCUAAAAUGAUGUAUCCAGAAAGAAUCCAUUGGAACUAACUUCCGACCCAAGAUAGUUUUUCAGGUUUGGAAAUGAUGGAACAUGUGGUAAUUCUUGCAGAUUAGUGGAGAAUGUAUCCAUUCUCUGCGUGACUAGUUCAUAGUUCCUACAAUCAGCAAAGGUAGUACUAGGUCAGGAAACAUUAUAUGCCUUUUCUACUUUCUCAUAAUAUUCAGAUUGGUAACACUAAUCAGUACUAAAAUCCCAUAAGAGAUUUGACUGGUUUGAGCCGUAAUAUUUAAUAAACUUAUUUCCUGCUGGCAAAACUAGAUUACCUGGGGAAAAAUGUUUGUAAUAAAGGCAAUAAAGCCAGAGAGUUGAGAUGUGUUACCCAAGGGAAAACAUGAGCUAAUGACCUCUCCCAUUGAGGAUGAGGAAUUUCUAGAAUGUCACUGCCCCUAUUGAAGAUUAUGUAUUGCACAGUGGCUGAUAACAGUCCAUUGCCCUGGACUUGUCUAUAAUUAGAUUAUGCAUAACAUUGUGUAACAAGGACACUUUAUUAACAAAAAAGCUUCAGUUGAAAGGAAUUUCCCCUUUCUGUGUGCUUCUCCCAAUUUAUCUACUAGGCACAUUUUCACUAGCUUGCAGCCAAACCCACAAGUGACAGAGUUUGGUUAUAUUUUUAGGAACUUUGAAAAUUACAGCAUUGGCAUUUUUCCCCAUCCCGGACACUAGGAUUCCUUCAUUAAGGGGAUUUUUUCCCUCCUUUCCUCAUGCUUUAUUUCAAAUGCAUAAACAAAAUCUCAAAGGAACUGAGCAGGCGAGGUGGAGCUAAUUCUGUGCUGGAGAGUUUAAAAAAAAUGCCAAGCUAUGUGUUUAGAGUCUGCUUUGGGCCUUGAAUAUAGGCUGUCUGCCAGAGACUAUUUGAACAUUUUGCUUGAGCUCUGUGCCCUGUGAAAUGGAUAUUCGUUUUACUGAUGUCUGUAACACAUUUGUAAACUUCCAAUAAAAUUUGAAUAAAAGAAAUGAUGCCAUCUUUCCCAGAA
Ornithorhynchus anatinus (platypus) is the source of this 9024-nucleotide messenger RNA. RefSeq names its product prickle planar cell polarity protein 2 (gene PRICKLE2). NCBI's taxonomy places the organism in Eukaryota, Metazoa, Chordata, Mammalia, Monotremata, Ornithorhynchidae. The record is from RefSeq and is a predicted model, not a curated record. Gene Ontology annotation, molecular function: zinc ion binding. The coding region runs from base 560 to 3076 and encodes 838 amino acids. The transcript is spliced from 8 exons.